Molecule: messenger RNA, 1197 nt
Organism: Diaporthe amygdali
Lineage: Eukaryota; Fungi; Ascomycota; Sordariomycetes; Diaporthales; Diaporthaceae
Exons: 4
Coding region: 1-1197 (398 amino acids)
Biological process (GO): actin cortical patch localization; actin filament bundle assembly
Cellular component (GO): actin cortical patch
Molecular function (GO): phosphatidylinositol binding; actin filament binding
Source: RefSeq, a predicted model, not a curated record
AUGGGUAUCAACAACCCGCUCCCGUCGUCUAUGGCGUCGGAGUGCAAGAAGUGUGGCAAGAUCCUAGCAGCCUUCAUUGACCCGCGCCAAGCGUUCGGCCCGGACAAGGGCCUCGCGAUCCUCACAGUCAUCAAGGCCGGCUUCCUCGGCUCCGCUCGCUUCGGCUCCGGCCUCGUCAUCGCCCGCCUGCCCGACGGCUCCUGGUCCGCCCCCUCGGCCAUCGCGACCGGUGGCGCCGGCUUUGGCGGCCAGAUCGGCUUCGAGCUCACCGACUUCGUCUUCAUCCUCAACGACGCCGCAGCAGUCAAGACCUUCGCCCAGGCCGGCUCCCUCACCCUCGGCGGCAACGUGUCCAUCGCAGCGGGUCCCGUUGGCCGCAAUGCCGAGGCAGCCGGUGCAGCGAGUUUGAGGAGUGUGGCGGGGAUAUUCAGCUACAGCAAGACCAAGGGAUUGUUCGCUGGUGUCAGUUUGGAGGGUAGCGCGAUAAUAGAACGGAAAGAUGCGAACACGAAGCUUUAUGGCCGGCCGAUCAGCGCGAAGGACCUGCUCAACGGCGCUGAGCGGCCGCCGUCCCAGGCAGCCCCGCUCUUCAACAUCCUGAACUCGCGCGCCUUCGCCGGCACGCGGUCCGGCACCUUCGAUGACAGCAUGUACAACGACGUCCCCGUCUACGACGACCGACACGACGACGUGGUGUGGAACGGCCAGCGCGGCAGCGCCUACGGCGAGGGCCAGGUGAACAACAGCGGUGCCAGCGCGAGACACAGCAUGUACGGCGGCGGCGCUGCGGCGGCCUCCAACAACAGCCGGGACUCUUUCGGUGCCCCCAAGCGUGCGUCCACGUGGCAGGACGACAUCUACGACAGCCCGCGUCAAUUCGGCGCGGGAUCGCGGUCCAGCACCCUCCAGGACGUCACCGUGCCACGCGAGUACACGGGCCAGCAGGAUAAGAAAGUCGGCCCCGGCCGGCCGGCGGCGCCCAAGCCCAACUUCCAGAGCAAGCAGGCGCUCAUGAAGAAGAAUGAGGCCAUCGCGCUGUUUACCUUUGAUGCGGAGCAGCCCGGCGACUUGGGCUUCAAGAAGGGGGAUGUUAUUACGGUGUUGAAGAAGACCGAAAGUGAUAAUGAUUGGUGGACUGGCAUGAUCGGGACGAAACAUGGCACAUUCCCCAGCAACUACGUCAAGAUGAAGGAGUAG